Molecule: messenger RNA, 2154 nt
Organism: Drosophila elegans
Lineage: Eukaryota; Metazoa; Arthropoda; Insecta; Diptera; Drosophilidae
Exons: 3
Coding region: 1-2133 (710 amino acids)
Source: RefSeq, a predicted model, not a curated record
AUGGCGGUGGACAUGGACAGGGAAGCCAUAAAAAUGCUGUCGUCGGCGAGCCAAGAAGAUGCCAACCAGUCGGACUCCAAUUCGCAGUUCGAGUGCCAGGCAACAUCGAUAUUACGAGGUGGCAAAAAAAAAGGCACUUUCAGUCAGAAGAACAGUGCCAGAAAAAAGAAAGUUAUUGCAGCCGGUUGUGGUGGCCACCUGCUGCCGUCCCUCGCCGCUGCACUUUGCAUACUGAGCAUCCCGCUGGGACUGACUCCACCGGUGAGCUCCAUGUCGCCGGCCAACGAGACGGCCUGGCCACCCAUGCGGCAUUACGAUAUCUGGGACGACCAUCCCGGCGAUCUUGAGGAGGAGUCUUUGGCGGAGGAGAUGGACCUUCAGGAGCAGCUGGACAUGGAGAUGCAGCAGCAGGAAGACAUCUCUGUUGGCAGUCACAAUCAGACGAAUGGCAGGCAGGGAAAGGUGAUCCAUCUGUUCCCGGUGCCCGUGGAUGGUGAUUGUUUGUCCAACGAUGGUCGGCGGAUGGGCAACUGCCUGAAUGCCUACGAGUGCCGCCAGAAGGACGGACAGGCGAAGGGAGAGUGCGCCAUGGGGUUCGGAGUGUGCUGCGUGUUCCUGGCCAGCUGCAACACCACGAUCUCGAACAACAUCACCUACAUCGUGUCGCCGGGAUUCCCCAGCUUCAUGCCCAGCAACUUCACUGGCUGCAGCCUGCGGGUGAAGAUGAUGAGCGACGAGAUCAGCCAGGUGCGGAUCGACUUCCACCACUUCACUCUGGGUCAGCCGAAUCGAAGGACUGGCGUGUGCGAAGGAGAUAUCUUCAGUAUAGGCGGUGGACCAGGUGGAAAUUUCUCCCUUUGCGGCCAGAACAGUGGACAGCAUUUGUACUACGAUGUGGGUGCUCGAGCUUCGCCUCGGCAAUCUACACUGUACGGGAGUCUUCGCCCGGUGGAUACCGGUAAUGGUAGCACCAGCAACUCCACAGGAGAUCGCUUCAUCGACAUCAAUCUCAACCUGUCCAAUCGCCUCCUGCCCCUUCGCCUUUGGGAGAUGAGCGUGGUCCAGAUCCCCUUCAGUCAACGAGCUCCGGCGGGCUGUCUGCAGUAUCACACCGGCAGGGAGGGCAUUAUGCAAACCUUUAACUUUGCGGAAAACGGGCGUCACUUGGCCAAUCAGAACUAUCGGAUUUGCGUGCGCCAGGAGUCGGACAUGUGCUCGAUUAUGUACCAGCCGUGCGAUGAGCUCUCCUUCCGGAUUGGUGGCGGCGGACGAAUGGCCACCCGUGAUGGUGACACUGGUGGUGGAGGAUCACCCACAACUUCGAAUAACGCAGCAGUCCAGUCAAAUCCCGCUGUGGCACAAUCGGAUGUUGCAGGUGCAACAGCAACAUCGGCUAGUGCAGCAAUGACCACGGCAGCCCCAACUUCCAGCACUCUGAUGCAGAUGCUGGCCAACAUGGCCAACUCCACCACGACAACGCUGAUGACCAUGAUGUCAGGGAACACUACUUCCGCUGCCAGUCCAUCAUCUUCACCCAGCAGCAGCAGCAGCAGUACGGCUGCGAUGAGCACGACGACAACAUCGACCACUGCAGCUCCGUUGCGUUCCAGUACAGAGUCAACCAGCACAUCGCAGGCACCAGCAUCCUCGCCAGCCAGCGACGAUGUGGAGGGUUCGGGUGGCGAGGACGGCGGAGUGGGCGAUGAUGACGACGAUGGCGGCUUUUUGUUCUUCAGGAGUCGACCCACCACAGAGGAGCCGGGCGUUUCCCGCCGCCCACGUCCGAGUGGAGGCUUCGACAUCAUGGGCAUCAUUCGUAAUGCCCUCGACUUGCCGCUGAAAUGGCGGCGACGCCAGGCCCGUCAGUUCUUCAGCACCUGCUCGGAUCGGAUUACGAUGCCGUGCAUCAUAGAGGACUUCAUAGGCACGGGGCUGGGUCCACUGCCCGGAUGCGAGCCCGUUCACUGUGGCGCCCAGUUCUGCUCCUCGGGCGUGUGGCCAUGUCGCAUCGAAAGCACGGUGACUCCGUUUUACAUAGGUGUCCGCUUCGGCAACGGAUUGGGUGCUGGCAAGGCGAAUGCCGAGGAUAAUGUGGGCGCUUGUCUGCGCUUUUCCCAGGUGCAGUGCACGUAAGGAUUCCCGCCAAUCCAUCAA